Myxocyprinus asiaticus (Chinese sucker) is the source of this 4542-nucleotide messenger RNA. It is a transcript of the gene cadpsa, whose product is annotated as Ca2+-dependent activator protein for secretion a. NCBI's taxonomy places the organism in Eukaryota, Metazoa, Chordata, Actinopteri, Cypriniformes, Catostomidae. The record is from RefSeq and is a predicted model, not a curated record. Bases 158 to 4120 code for a protein of 1320 amino acids. Gene Ontology annotation, cellular component: glutamatergic synapse. Gene Ontology annotation, biological process: positive regulation of exocytosis; dense core granule exocytosis; synaptic vesicle exocytosis. The transcript has 31 exons.
GUAACAUUCGGCACUAAAUUGAAAGACUGCUGGAGCAAACCUAAAAACCCCCCCGAAGAAAACACGUAAGCAGCAAUAAUUUAUUUCGCUGGAAGACUACUGGCUGCUGGAACAGAUUUUCCACUCUCGCAUAGGAGAAGCAAGAACUUAGAUUAAAAUGUUGGACCCAUCAUCGAGCGAGGAGGAGGCGGAUGAGGUUGUGGAAGAAGAGCGCAAAGUGGUGGCGGCGCCCAAGGCUGGUGGUCCUGGGGUGUCUCCAAGCAGGACCAGCGAAAGCUCUGGUGGUUUACAGCCAAGCCGAAGCACCAAUGCCCGUCCAACGAGUCCGUGCCCCUCCGUCGCGAUCGAGAAGGAAAAGGAUGAUUUGGAAAAGAUGCAAAGGGAGGAAGAGGAGAGAAAGAAAAGACUCCAGCUUUAUGUCUUUGUGAUGCGCUGUAUCGCCUACCCAUUUAAUGCGAAACAGCCGACGGACAUGGCGAGACGACAGCAAAAGAUCAGUAAGCAGCAGCUUCAAACAGUGAAAGAUCGUUUCCAGUCCUUCCUGAAUGGAGAGACUCAGAUUGUAGCAGAUGAAGCAUUCAUCAACGCUGUCCAAAGCUACUAUGAGGUGUUCCUCAAAAGUGACCGUGUGUGCCGCAUGGUCCAAAGCGGUGGUUGCUCAGCCAAUGACUCCCGUGAGGUCUUCAAGAAACACAUAGAGAAGCGUGUUCGCAGCUUGCCUGAGAUCGAUGGCUUGAGUAAGGAAACGGUCCUCAGCUCAUGGAUGGCCAAGUUUGACACAAUCCACAGGGGCGAGGAAGACCCACGCAAGCACCAGCAGCGCAUGACAGCCAGUGCUGCUUCAGAGCUUAUUCUCAGCAAGGACCAGCUUUACGAGAUGUUCCAACAGAUUCUCGGCAUUAAGAAGUUCGAACACCAGCUGCUGUACAAUGCUUGUCAGCUGGAUAAUCCUGAUGAACAGGCUGCCCAGAUCAGAAGAGAGCUGGAUGGACGACUCCAAAUGGCUGAUCAGUUCACAAGAGCUGGCAAGUUUCCUAAGUUUGUGUCCAGGGACAUGGAGGCCAUGUAUAUUGAGGAGCUGAAGUCAUCAGUGAACCUUCUGAUGGCCAACCUGGAGAGCAUGCCAGUAUCUAAAGGAGGAGAGUUCAAACUGCAGAAGCUCAAGAGAGGCCACAACACUUCCAUUAUAGACAUGGGCCAGGAAGAUGAGAAUCAGCUCUCCAAGUCUGACGUGGUUCUGUCUUUCACUCUGGAGGUGGUGAUUAUGGAGGUACAGGGUCUGAAGUCUUUAGCACCAAACCGAAUUGUUUACUGCACCAUGGAGGUGGAAGGGGGACAGAAACUGCAGACUGACCAGGCAGAGGCAUCCAAGCCAACUUGGGGGACUCAAGGAGACUUCACCACUACUCAUCCUCUCCCAGCGGUAAAAGUGAAACUUUUCACUGAGAGUACAGGAGUACUUGCACUUGAGGACAAAGAACUGGGACGGGUUGUGUUACAUCCAACACCUAACAGUCCCAAACAAUGUGAGCUCCAUAAGAUGACUGUUGCCAAAGGUUGCCCAGAUGACCUGAAGAUUAAAUUGGCUGUUCGUAUGGAUAAACCACAGAACAUGAAACAUUGUGGAUACCUCUGGACCAUUGGAAAAAACCUGUGGAAAAGAUGGAAGAAGAGAUUCUUUGUCUUGGUGCAAGUGAGCCAGUACACCUUUGCCAUGUGUAGCUACAGAGAGAAGAAAGCAGAACCUGUUGAACUUCUCCAAUUAGAUGGAUACACUGUGGACUACACCGACCCUCAGCCAGGUCUAGAUGGUGGUCGGACAUUCUUCAAUGCUGUGAAGGAGGGAGACACUGUGAUCUUUGCCAGUGAUGAUGAGCAAGAUCGAAUUCUUUGGGUUCAGUCGAUGUAUCGUGCCACGGGCCAGUCCCACAAACCCAUCCCCCCGACCCAGGUGCAGAAACUCAACUCAAAAUGUGGGGCAGCACCACAGAUGGACGCCCCCAUCUCUCAGUUCUAUGCAGACCGAGCACAGAAACAUGGAAUGGAUGAGUUCAUCUCUGCUAAUCCCUGCAAUUUUGACCACGCUUCGCUGUUUGAGAUGGUUCAGCGUCUGACACUGGACCACAGACUCAACGAUUCCUACUCCUGCCUGGGUUGGUUCAGUCCAGGUCAGGUGUUUGUUUUAGAUGAGUACUGCGCCAGGUACGGGGUACGGGGAUGUCACCGUCAUCUGUGCUACCUGAACAAUCUGUUGGAGAGGGCCGAGAAAGGGUCUAUGAUCGACCCUACACUACUGCACUACAGCUUUGCCUUCUGUGCCUCUCAUGUGCAUGGCAACAGGCCUGAUGGAAUCGGUACUGUCUCAGUAGAAGAGAAAGAACAUUUUGAAGAUAUCAAAGAACGACUGCGUGUGCUGCUUGAAAACCAGAUCACACACUUCAGGUAUUGCUUUCCAUUUGGACGACCAGAAGGAGCCUUAAAAGCCACGUUGUCGCUGCUUGAGAGGGUACUGAUGAAAGACAUUGUGACACCUGUACCUCAGGAUGAGGUGAAAGCAGUAAUCCGUAGAUGCCUAGAGCAGGCAGCUUUGGUUAACUACCAGCGUCUCUCAGAAUAUGCCAAGGUGGAAGUAGAGAAAACUCAGAAGGAUCCAGAAAAUGUAGGGCGCUUAGUCACACCUGCCAAAAAGCUUGAGGACACACUCCGUCUGGCCGAGUUGGUCAUAGAGGUGCUUCAGCAGAAUGAGGAACAUCAUGCAGAGGCUACAGGGCCACGUACAGGAGGUCAGGCGGCAUUUGCAUGGUGGUCAGAUCUGAUGGUUGAACAUGCUGAGACGUUUCUGUCUCUCUAUGCUGUGGACAUGGACGCAGCACUGGAGGUCCAACCCCCAGACAGCUGGGACAGCUUCCCACUCUUUCAGCUGCUAAAUGACUACAUGCGCACUGACUAUAAUUUGUGUAAUGGGAAGUUCCAUAAGCACCUGCAAGACUUGUUCGCCCCUCUGGUGGUGAGGUAUGUGGAUCUAAUGGAGUCCUCUAUAGCUCAGUCUAUACACAGAGGAUUUGAACGAGAGUCUUGGGAACCUGUCAAGAGUUUAACAAGUAAUCUGCCCAGUGUCAACCUACCAAAUGUGAACCUACAAAUGCCUAAAGUACCAAAUCUACCAGUGUCAGUUAAUCUUCCGGCAAUGCAAAUGCCUAGCUUUUCCACCCCCAACUGGAUGCCGGGUUUAUCAGAAACAGAUAAUGGUUCAGGGACAUCAGAAGAUUUGUUUUGGAAGUUGGAUGCCCUGCAAACUUUCAUCAGAGACCUGCACUGGCCAGAAGAAGAAUUCGCAAAACACCUAGAGACCCGACUCAAACUCAUGUCCAGUGACAUGAUCGAGUCCUGUGUAAAAAGAACCAGAGCAGCCUUUGAGUUGAAACUGCAGAAGAGUCCACGCACCACAGAUUUCCGUGUCCAGCAGUCUUUAUGCACCAUGUUCAAUGUCAUGGUGGACGCAAAGGUCCAGUCUGCCAAAUUAUGUGCCAUGGAGCUCAGCCAAGAGAGACAGUACCACUCGCAAAUUGACAAUCUCAUAGAGGAGACGGUGAAAGAAAUGAUUACUUUACUCGUGGCAAAGUUUGUUGUAAUCCUCGAGAGCGUUCUGGCUAAGCUGUCACGUUACGACGAGGGCACGCUGUUUUCCUCCUUUCUGUCAUUUACAGUAAAAGCUGCUUCAAAAUAUGUGGAUGUACCUAAACCUGGGAUGGAUGUUGCAGACAGCUAUGUGACAUUCGUUCGCCACUCUCAGGAUAUCUUGCGGGAUAAGGUCAAUGAGGAGAUGUAUGUAGAAAGGUUAUUUGAUCAAUGGUACACCAGCACAAUGAAUCUCCUGGGCACAUGGCUAACAGACCGUAUGGACCUGCAGUUGCACAUGUAUCAGCUGAAAAUCCUCAUCAGAAUUGUAAAGAAAAAGUAUCGUGAUUUCCGACUACAAGGAGUGUUGGACUCCACCCUGAACACCAAGAUGUAUGAGACAGUGAGAAACAGGCUGAUUCUUGAAGAGGCUACAGUAUCUGUGAGAGAGGGAGGGAUGCAAGGAAUAUCCAUGAAGGACAGCGAUGAGGAAGAUGAUUAGAUCCCAUCGAAGACAAUUAGGUGUGGACUGUUUGGUCAGCCAUGUUUAUCAUGUCCUAAAAUUAUGCAUGUACACUGCUGUCUUUCACUUGAACAUGUUUGGAUGUUAUUAAUGUCAUGUUUUAUGACAGACAAGGGACCAACUUCAAUUACAAUGAUGGAACUAAAAAGUAUAUUAAACUCAAUUCAGAUGACAAAAAACAAACAAACAAUACCAAUUAAAUUAUUGACAUUGUUUAAAGUUCUUUGGAGAAAAAAAUGUCUGAAAAUGUAUUCCUAAAUGUUUCUAAGCAAUAUGGAGUACCAUUUGUAAACAAUGUUGUGUGAGAUGGCAAGGAAUAAUGCUUGUUGUGUCCCUGCUCAAUGCAAACUGUAUGGCGCUUCUUACACGUUUUGUAAAUACAUUAAAGGUACAUAACUGUG